UUGAACAGGUGAGCUUCAGCUGAGGAUGGCAGGAGAUUCUCGAGUCCUCAUGGACCAUAACAUGGAGAUAGGAGUAACACCUGCACAGGUGAAGAAACUCCCUAAACAUCUGAGGGAGCCUCAGAUCUCGACCGAGAGAACCCACCUAAUUUCUGACCCGGUAAAGAAGCCCCGGCAGCGGUAUGUGCAGAAGGACGGCAAGUGCAACGUUCACCACGGGAAUGUGCAAGAGACUUACCGUUACCUCAGUGACUUGUUCACUACCCUGGUGGACCUACGGUGGCGUUUUAGUUUCUUAAUUUUCACACUAGUCUAUAUCAUAAACUGGCUUUUCUUUGGGUUCCUGUGGUGGCUGAUAGCACUCAUCCGUGGGGAUCUGGUGCAUUCUGAUGAGGAGGGCUGGACCCCCUGCGUGGAGAACCUCAACAGUUUUGUCUCAGCCUUCCUCUUCUCUAUUGAAACUGAGACCACCAUUGGGUAUGGGUAUCGAGUAAUCACAGAAAAAUGCCCCGAGGGCAUUAUACUUCUUCUGGUGCAAGCCAUCUUGGGCUCCAUUGUCAACGCCAUGAUGGUGGGCUGCAUGUUUGUCAAGAUCUCACAGCCAAAGAAUCGCGCCGAGACCCUCAUGUUCUCGCACAAAGCUGUCAUAUCGGUGCGAGACAACAAGAUGUGCCUGAUGUUUCGAGUGGGGGACCUGAGGAACUCUCACAUCGUGGAGGCAUCCAUUCGAGCAAAGCUGAUCCGCUCGCAGCAGACCAAAGAGGGGGAGUUCAUCCCUCUCAACCAGACUGACAUCAACAUCGGUUUCGACACCGGAGAUGACCGGCUGUUCCUGGUGUCACCGCUCAUCAUCUCUCACGAGAUUAACGAGAAGAGCCCCUUCUGGGAAUUGUCAAUGGCACAAAUGGAGAAGGAGGAGUUCGAGAUUGUGGUCAUCCUCGAAGGCAUGGUGGAGGCCACAGGGAUGACAUGUCAGGCGCGGAGCUCCUACCUUGACACCGAGGUGCUGUGGGGCUACCGCUUCACGCCAGUUCUAUCCCUGGAGAAGGGCUUCUAUGAGGUAGACUACAACAACUUCCACGAUGUCUACGAGACCAACACCCCCACCUGCAGCGCCAAGGAGCUAGCCGCUAAGUUUCGGGAUGAACCUCUUUUGCCUCAACUGCCACUCCUCAGCCCCUCAGAUCCCAAAACGCAUAUUUUUGACCGCUUGUCGCAACAGGAUCCACUCAGUCGGGAUGAGGAGAGGCAGGAGAGGGAUUCAGCGGGCGAUAGAGGAGAGACCAAUGGCUCAGCUGCUGCUCUGGAAGAGCCACCCCUUGCAGAUGGACUGCCUGACUGAAGGGCCGCAUCAGUCUAAAGCUCCAGGAAAGACUGUGCUUCAUCCAAUCAAUGGCCAGCUUGUUCCAUUGCAGUUGUUGGAGACUAAAGACAUCAGUCUCCACAGCCUGCCUCAUGCAAUACUCCUCUGUUAGAGUGUCAAUCUAUAGUAUAGAUUGGUUUCAUAGGCAAGUUAAGUACACAUACAGACACACAUGUACAACAUAUAUAUGUAUAUAUAUAUAUAUAUAUAUAUUUACAUAUAUAUAUAUAUCCUUAAAGGCUGGUUCAGAUUGUCUUUUUAUAAUCGUAAUGAACCCAAAUGUCUCAUCAGUUUAAGUUGGAUAAUGUAACAACCCUAUCUCACAGAAAAAUGUAAAGCACUCGCCAAACAAAAAAUUGUAUAUUUUUCCAGAUGAGCACAAAGCCUGUGUUUUUUUCCUUUUCCAUGACACUCUAAUUCAACUUUCAAAGCGUGUUUUUGUGGAUUAUUUGGAAAUGCUAUUAGACGGUCUACUUCAAUGCAAGUCUUCACUUUUUCCUGACUUUAACCGUGUAAUUUAUUUUCACCUGACCGUAACCAAAGACUGUUUUAAUGCUCAGACCUUUUCCACGUACUUUUCAAUGUGUGUAAUCGUGACAAAGAAAGCAAGGUGGUGAAAAAUCAAGUGUCGAAGCAGAGUCAGAUCUAUCUCUCGAACAAACAAAACAAGGUUCCCCUGACUGUUUCUACCACUACCACGCUUGUUUUACUUAUGGAUGGGAUUCACAAAGAUGUGAUACUUUUACACUAGAUUUUUAAUUACAUCGACAGAAGUGUAUGUAGCACCCUCCCUGGUAGUAGGAGAAAAAAACAAAUGCAAGAUUAGCAUCUGUGAACAUCAAUCGAUUGAUUUCAGUGUGAGAAUGGGUUGUACUCUAUCUAAACUUGAACUAAAAGUGGUAGCUACAGUGUUACAGAAUACCACUGGUUAAUUGCAGAUACUUCAAAAUUAGCAGUUUAGUGUGUUCAUUCAGCUUAAUCCCCAAACAGUGGUUCUUAAACUGGCAUGCUUUCCUCUAGAGGCAGAUGAGAAGAGGUUUCCCUUCUAAAGCCAAUCCCCAGCUCCACACAUCUGAAUGCAUAGCAGUCAAUGAAACUGAAACUUUAUACUGAGUUUUUGAAAAAACACAGUUUAGCAUUACAAAAAAAAAAGAAACAACUUAACCAAAUCUUUUUAUCUAAUAUCACAUGUCUCAUAAGUCAGCUGAUGUGUUUGGCAUCAGUUUCCAGAUGAUUAUGGAGCUUUUAAUUAUCCUUUUUUUAAAUGUAGGAUAACAGUUUCCGUUCUCUGCAAGUGACAUCAAUUUUGUAAGGAACCUUUUUCACUUGGUGAGGAAAGCUAAAAGGUUUCUUAUCUGCUAAGGGAUGUUUGUUUUGUGAAAUUCUUAAUCUACUGGCAACCAUAUUACCCUUUUGUUUCCUUUGGUCACAUUUUUCCUCAUAGUUGUUCAAUCACAAAAAAUAAAAACUUCAUCAUGUGUCUGAUUGUGACACUGGGAGCCAUAACCCCUGAAAUAAGCUAGUACCUCAUUUAUAUGCCUUUUCAGGAUUUUAAAUCAACAGUAAAAAUGCAAAAGAUGAUAAAUGCAGUAUAUGCUACCGACUUGACUCUUUUGAAAUCUUCUUGACAUGUUAUAAAUGUUAUUAUCUUUCCCUUUGCAGCACAUGAGACGUUGAAUUCAAGGCUGUUUUUGGUAACACAUGAAGCACAAUUCCCUGUGAGGAGAUCCCACAUUGACCUAACCACCCGCCAACCUACUGCUAUUAGCUGAUGCAUGUCAGUCCUAGUUUAAAGUGACAUUCAAAUGUAGUUUCAGUUUUAAAAUAUUUAUGCUCAGCUUCAGUUUUGAAAUGUUCAUGAAUUUUUAUAACCCACAUAUGGAUAUAUGAAUAUUUCAAAUGCUUUACGAGUCAAAUUAAAUACGUUGUUUCCUUUUAGGUUUGUUUUGCUUUGUUCAAAUAUUUGAAAAGUUAUUCAUCCUUGGUAUUUUUCAGCUAUAGAAAUACAAAGUGCAUUGACGAUAGGAUCAAGUAUACUGUCUUAUCUCAUGAGUUUGGUGUUUGACCCACAAAUUGUUUGCCUUUUUCAUUAUCAUCUCCUCUGAAAAUCAUUGUUGGCUUAAGCCUUCUGAUUUCAACUUUACACAAUCUGCACUUUGAUCCUGUUUGGCAAAUGACCCUGGUGUUUUUACACAUUAUGGCCAUUGAUUGCUGAUUUGGAGCUUAACACAUUACCUAGUAGGACCAUUACCCACAACACAUCAACGUUUGGCAUUUCUUGAACUGACACAUGACUUGUAUGCAUGAUUCAAGUCUAAUUCUCCCCUUUGAUGAGUAAUUAUAAUACUGUAACAAAUACAGGGUAUUUUUUAGGCAUGCAAGUUUCAAGAUUUCUACAUUAAGUUAUCAGACACUGUAUUGAUUUCAAAAUAUCAUUGUUGAGUGAAAAGAGAUUCCAGAUUCUCCAAUUUAUACCAAUGGUAAUGUUACAUUAUUUCUUAAUUAUUAUUUUCAUUAAUCUUUUUCCACAUUCAGGUCCAUCUUGUUUUAUCACCUAACUAUGUAUACCAUGUCCGAAAUUUGUUGUUAGAGACAGAUCAUCUGGAAUGUCAUCUGUUUUCUGUGUGUUCUCAUGGGAAUAAACAUAAUAUGGCCCAAAGAACAACAUGUCCCAUUUUAUCCAAUGUCUGCUUGCAUGAACAAGAGAGAGCAUGUGAAUGUGUUGUCAUCUUGUAACUUUGCAACUACCUUAAGUGAGUGAGCUGCUGCACUCUAUCAGUUGUAGCGUGACAAAAUGGCCAAUUUCACCUAUGUGGAAAACUAUAUUAGCCGUGCACGAUAUGAUUGGAAGGAAACAAAAUAUCUCCUUACCAUCAGUGCAGAACAAUCUUGGUUUAUACUACAGCUUUAGGGAAAAAGCGCCCUAUGCAUGCUAGUGAAAGAUAACAUCAAGCUUUUUGUUCCUCCCCAUAGUAGGUCUAAAUUUGAAUAAUUCAUUGUACAGAAAAUAAGCUCUGGUUUCUCAGGGAUAAACAC
Messenger RNA from Menidia menidia (Atlantic silverside), 4399 nucleotides. Lineage: Eukaryota; Metazoa; Chordata; Actinopteri; Atheriniformes; Atherinopsidae. The record is from the annotation of a GenBank genome assembly.